Messenger RNA from Penicillium verhagenii, 960 nucleotides. RefSeq names its product alpha/beta fold hydrolase. Lineage: Eukaryota; Fungi; Ascomycota; Eurotiomycetes; Eurotiales; Aspergillaceae. The record is from RefSeq and is a predicted model, not a curated record. The transcript has a single exon. Bases 1 to 960 code for a protein of 319 amino acids.
AUGGAAGAGCCACAACCAGAUUGGUCGACAUGGACGGGUGAUUCGAUGGUUCGCAUCAACAACCAUUGUCUCUUUACCUCGGCCAGCGGACCUCCCCGCACCCCAUCAGAUCCACUAGUGGUUAUCGUCGCGGGCGCCGGCGAUGUCACAUCAUCGUAUACAGCCCUCGCCCCUCUUGUAGCCAAAUUUGCUCGUAUACUUCUAUACGAUCGUUCGGGAUUAGGGCGCAGUGAGCCUGGCCGCCCCGAUGGAUCACCCAUCAUCGCAGCCAAAGAACUACACCGUCUACUCCACACAAUGCAACUGUCUCCACCUUUAUUACUAGCCGGCCACUCCUACGGGGGAAUAGUGGCCCGAGAAUAUCUCCACCUGUACCCCGGCGACGUGGCUGGGAUGGUUCUGUUGGACAGUGCCACAGAGCGACAAAGCGACUAUUUCCGGGUUCCAGAUCUCAGAAUCAGCGCCGUGCAGGGAGAUCUUAAUUUCGCCCAGGUGACAGGGCUUCGCGCUGACACUGUGCUAUCUCGAGAUGAGUGGCGGGUGCGUGCGAUUGAUAUGGCCCGCGGAGCUGAGGCGGCACAGGCGGAGGCGAACUCAUUCGUGUCAGCCUGCCGUUCGUUGGCGGGAAAAAAGCAGUUGGAUGGGCAGGCGAUGGGAUCGAGGCCCGUGAGUGUGAUUCGUUGUAAUAGCGCCAGGGACUAUGAGCGUAUCUACCAGCGAGGCGUGGAGGUGGGGAAUGGAUCAGUCCAGCAACAGAAAGAGUUUCGUGAGUUGCUUGAUCGCUGGCCGCGCAUUGAUCAAGAUCUUCAAGAAGACCAGCUGAGACUUUCUUCCUUCACCCGCCUUGUGCAUUUACCGGACUGUGGGCAUAAUGUCCACCUCGUGCGGCCAGACGUGGUGGCUGGAGAAAUCCAUUGGGUGUUGAAGCAGUUGGGGCCCCAUGCUGUGCAGAAGCUCUGA